GAGGAGCUUUGUGUACCUCUCCCAGACAGGUCAGCUCUCUCUCUCUCUCUCUCUCUCUCUCUCUCUCUCUCACAGCCUUCCUUCUUUCCUUCUUUCUUUCAUUCUGGGUGCACAGAGCUCCUUUGCAAGCCGUAUAUGAUGCUAUCACUACUGUGCUGUGCUCUGCUGCUUUGUCUGAGUCAGGUCACUGAUAGCAGGCAGAAGCAGCGAGAAGGGACGGGCCUGGCAGAGAGGAGGCAGUUCUGUAGCUGGCCGUGUAAAUGUGGCGUCCGGCCGCCAUGCGCCCCCGGUGUCAGCUCCAUCUUGGAUGGCUGUGGCUGCUGCAAAACCUGUGCACGGCAGAUUGGUGAAUCAUGCAAUGAAAGGGAUAUCUGUGACCCUCAUAAAAGCAUGUACUGUGACUUUUCCAAAGAUCAGCCGCGUUAUGAGGUUGGCAUCUGUGCCUACAUGAUGGGGGUUGGUUGUGACCUGAAUGGGGCUCACUAUGAUAACGGACAGGCCUUCCAGCCCAACCCUCUCUACAAAUGCACUUGCAUCUCUGGAGCCAUCGGCUGUACCCCUGCCUUCAUCCAAAAGCCAGCAGGAAUGUUGAGUCCUGCUGUGCUCCAGGGCAACUUGCCAGCAGGCCUCAAGAGCAACCAAAGCCCUAAACACCAACAGGACACCACCUACAGGACCAUGUCAGCUUACAGGGAUCCUCCCUUAGCCUGGAAGAAGAACUGUUUGGUCCAGACCACACCCUGGUCACCCUGUUCGCGCACCUGCGGCAUCGGCAUCUCUGUAAGAGUCAACAAUGACAACAGCAAGUGUGAGAUGAGAAAAGAGCGCCGACUCUGUCUGCUUCGACCAUGUGACAAAAAUGCUCUAAAGGGACUGAAGAUGCCAAAAGGGAAAACCUGCAGACCAAAAUUCCAGGCCAGUAAAGCAGAGAAGCUCUCACUGUCUGGAUGUACCAGCGUUAAGAAGCAUCGCCCGACGUACUGCGGCAUCUGCAUGGACAAGCGCUGCUGUGUUCCUAAUAAGUCCAAAAUGGUGAACAUAGAGUUCCACUGCAAAGGAGGAUCUAACGUACGCUGGAAGAUGCAGUGGAUCACUUCUUGUGUGUGUCAGAGGAAAUGUAACGAUGCCGGCGACAUGUUCUCAGAGUUGCACUUAAUUUAAAACAGACAAAAAGGAAGUACAAAAUGCUUAUUACUUUUACUUAAAGUAAACUACAGCAUAUGUACAGUUAUGGCCAGAAAUACUCUAUGCAAUUAUGUAAACAAAGACACAAGUAAAUGUCAACAAUCCUGUUGUAAAUGUGUUCAUGCUCUUUUGUGGUGGUAAUAAACCUCAGUACCUCACAGUUA
Molecule: messenger RNA, 1349 nt
Organism: Ctenopharyngodon idella (grass carp)
Lineage: Eukaryota; Metazoa; Chordata; Actinopteri; Cypriniformes; Xenocyprididae
Gene: ccn6
Product: cellular communication network factor 6
Exons: 5
Coding region: 136-1161 (341 amino acids)
Biological process (GO): cell adhesion; signal transduction
Cellular component (GO): extracellular region; extracellular matrix
Molecular function (GO): integrin binding; heparin binding
Source: RefSeq, a predicted model, not a curated record